AGAAACGUACCAUGUGACGGUGACGCAUGAUUGUGACGUUACCCGAUCUUUGUGGCUUCGGCUGAUAACCUGUCCUGGGAAGCAGGUAAAACUUAUACCAAGCUAGCGAAAGCUAUCUAAAGCUAGCCCUGCAAGCUACGUGGUCGCAAUGAAUACUAAGUAAUGGGUCAGGAAUCGGGCAAGUCUGCCUGGCCCAAACCAGCUGGAGGCUAUCAGACCAUCACGGGGCGGAGAUACGGCAGGAGACAUGCAUAUAUUAGCUUUCGGCCUUCGCUGGCCAGACACAGAAAAGCAUCCAAAGAGAACCACGCGGACUGGCAGGAAAUGGAGAUGAACAGUGUGGAUGGCGAGAAUUCUAUAUCAUCAAGGGGAAACAUCUCUUCAAUGCUCCACGCCAUCUUCCCCGUGUCCACAAAUUCGGUUCACCCAGAAGUCGACGGGACGAGGCUGAACGCGGACGCACCCAGGAAGCAGCCGGCCGGGCUGAAAGCUGCGGACCACUCCGCCUUCAGCUACAGGAAGCUGAAGGGCGAGCAGGCCAUGGCCUGCGACUCCCAGCCCUCGUCCGGCUCCAGCAAGAGCUCGGAGGCCUGCGCCUGGCCCGCUCUGCAGGACGAGGACAGCAAUCCGUCCAACGGCAGCGUGCUGAGCUUCGUCAACAUUGACUCUUAUGAGCCGGACAGCAGCGAAGCGGAGGAGGACGGCCUCAGCUCUGACCCCUCGCUGGGCCUGCAGAAAAGACUGGACGAUAUGAUCUGUGAACUGGGAAAGGAGUUUGACUACCUCAGCGGUUUGCAGUCCUACUUGUACACAAAAUCGUGCGAGGAGCCCAAGCCCUCCCAGAAGGACGCCGGCGAGCUCAGGCAAGACGGGUCGGCCUUUCACAGGAGUCUCUCUGAGGGCGAGGAGGGCGCCAGCUCGUCCAGCGACCCCGGCGACGGGCCGGGCGAGCCGGACCAAUCGGUGGCCGGCGUUUCCCCGGACGGACUGAAAGGCCCCGACUGCGGGAGCGAUCGAGCCGAGGCGGAGAUGGUGGUACGGCCCAAAAUUCGGAAGCAGACGAGCGAAGGCCACCUAGAAAAGAGAAAGUGCUCCCAGCCCGAAGCUCGCCACCCGUUCGCCAGGCAGCAGGGCGGCAACAAGUGCGGUUCCGCCCCGCCGUUCUUUUUGACGCAAACGGAAAGGCCCAGAAACGAGUUCCUCUUCGAUUUCCCGCUGAUGGAGUUCAAAGCGAGCGAGUCCCUCAAGGGCGAGAGGGAAGAUUCGGAGACGUGCUGCAGAAGGAAACCAGACGCUGAAGACAAAUUGUGGGAAAACAUGGAGGACUUUGAUGAGAAAUGUGCGUCACUUAUGAAGGGGGACAACAGCUCCGAGUGCAGCGAGGGGGAGUGGUCGGCCUCCUGGACCUCGGACUCGGGCGUGGAGAAGGAGCCGUGCUCCAGCGAGGGGAGCUGGGAGACGCUGCCGGGGCCCGAGGAGCCGGAGCUGCGCAGCAGCAGCAGCAGCCUGGAGGACGUCCCCGAGCUGGGCUUCGUCCCCGAGGACCAGGCACCGCUGGAAGAAGGCGAGAUCCCCUGGCUUUCGUACCAGGAGGAGACGGACAGCAGCAGCGAUGAGGACCCGGAGGGAGCCGGCAGCCAUUUUGUGCACCCGGGUCUCUUCAUGCUCGAUGGAAACAACAACUUUGAGGACGACUCCAGUGUGAGCGAGGACUUCGAUGCUGACUGGAGGUUGCUCGACGACUUCGGGGACAGCUUCGGCAUGGCGCAGGCCAUAUCCUACGUGGACCCACAGCUGCUCGCUUACAUGGCACUCGAAGAACGGCUGGCCCAAGCAAUGGAGGCUGCACUGGCUCACCUGGAGUCUCUGGCCAUCGACGUGGAGCAGGCCCAUCCUCCGGCCACUGAGGACGUCAUCGACAGCCUGCCUCAGAUCACGGUGCUGGAGGACCACAGCGGCCAGGACCAGUGCUGCGCGAUCUGCUGCUGCGAAUACGCGAAGGACGAGGUCACGACCGAGCUGCCCUGCCAUCACAUCUUCCACAAGAUCUGCGUCACGCUCUGGCUGCGCAAGUCUGGGACUUGCCCCGUGUGCCGGCAUGUCCUGUCCCCCGCCCUCCCCGACGCCCCCGUCCCCACCUCCUUUGUCUCGGAUCACGACACCCCCCCGUCUAACCACAGCGCUGCAGGAACUCGAUGAGAUCGCCCGCCGCUCGGGAGAGGAACCACCUGGAACCACCUUUGUUUUCGAGUGGAAACACUUUUUUCCCAGUGCCCAUUCACUGCUGUGUAGCUCAUUACCAAUGGUGCAGGAUGAGUUGCGAAUUAUUGAUUUAGUUCUUCACGUGUAAUAUUUGGAGGUAAAUGUCCAGAGUGACAGUUGGAACUUAUUUUCUGAGAAAAUAUUGUCAUAUGCUGUCUUACAAGGAGUGUUUUGUUAUGUUUAUGUUUUAAUGAAGGACAUUAACACUGGGAAACACUAUUUAGAAAUCUCACCAAGCUUAUAUAAAUAUGUUGUCCAAAUGUGGGGAAAAAUGCAAAUGGAAUAUUGUUUCUGGCAUGCAUCAUACAUGAAUUUAGCUCACUUAUAGGCCAGCAUAGAUUUUGGAACACAUUGGAAUCUUGUCUCAGAUACUGAUCACCUUGUUCUUUUUUUAGCUUGCAAAACUGUCUAAUCAGAGGUGUGCUAUGCUUAUAAUAUCCUUCCAUUAUACUAAUUCAGUAGAAAAUUUGGUUCCUGUGCUCAAUAAAGGCUCUAGCUUCCCCUG
Messenger RNA from Anguilla rostrata (American eel), 2767 nucleotides. RefSeq names its product praja ring finger ubiquitin ligase 2 (gene pja2). Bases 163 to 2199 code for a protein of 678 amino acids. The transcript has 9 exons. The record is from RefSeq and is a predicted model, not a curated record. Gene Ontology annotation, biological process: protein ubiquitination. NCBI's taxonomy places the organism in Eukaryota, Metazoa, Chordata, Actinopteri, Anguilliformes, Anguillidae. Gene Ontology annotation, molecular function: ubiquitin protein ligase activity. Gene Ontology annotation, cellular component: cytoplasm.